Caenorhabditis angaria is the source of this 1145-nucleotide messenger RNA. The record is from the annotation of a GenBank genome assembly. Lineage: Eukaryota; Metazoa; Nematoda; Chromadorea; Rhabditida; Rhabditidae.
AUGGAUCAAAGUACAAUUCAAUAUUUGGAGAAGGUAAUUUUUACCACCAGCAUAUCAAGUGAGAAAUCAAAAAGAUGUGUGGUCGCUUUUGCAAGGCGUAAUGCUAUAUCAUACCGACACGGAACAGAACAUUCAAAAUUUGAACUUCAUGAUGAAUUGGUGUUAAAUAAUGUUAAAAAUCCAAACAUAAUCAUUAGGGUUGGUUUUAAGUUCUUCAAAAGAGUGAGUUAAAAACACGUUUUGUAAAAACCUAAACUUUCUAUUGGAAAAAUCCAUCUGACAAAGAAAUUGUAUAAGGUCACGGAAUAAACUUUCUAUGAGACUUGGUACACAUAUAGGUUCGAACACACAGAUCUCGAAUCGGUUUUCAAAAAUUGCCACAAAGGGAGUUUCGCGUCAUUAAAAAUUGAUCAUUUUUUCAAGUGCCAUUUUCAUAUUCGACAUUUUUGACACUAAAAAUAAUUUUCUGCUCAUUUCUAGAUGCUCUUGUAUCUUUAAUAAAAAUUGACGGAUUCUGAGUCUUUGGGUCUUCUUACAAAAAAAUGUUUUGAACUUUUUUCAGGUUUCGGUCGUUUUUAUCUCCGAUAGAAACGAUUACAUAGUUUUUCAAACAAUUGAUGACCCUUUCCCGGAUAUUCCAAUUGGCUAUGAAAUUAUCUAUCGAGGUCAAGAUUAUCGUUCGUUGGGACUCGAUUUUAAUAGAGGAUUAGUGUGGAAAAACGGCAUCAUCUCGUCAGCAGGAGGUAGUUUUGAGAUUUUUAAAAACAUUCACAUUUUGAUUUAGCUGGAUAUAUCAAUGGAUCUUCUCCUUGUGAAAAAGGCGAUAGCGGAUCUGCUGUAUUCGACUUGACUGGCCGGAUUUUGGGAAUAGUAGUUGAUAAGAAAUCUUUUAAAUUUUCAAAUCUCAACAUCAGCAAAGGGACUGUUGAUUCCGCAAUUGAGACACCAAAAGUGAAUUGUACGGAAAUUGCUGACCAUUUCAAUAUAACCAUCAUUUUUCCUAUACACACUGUAUUAUCAAAUUUAGAUGUUCCGGAGGAAACACUGGUGAGUUCAUCUGAUUUGCAGAUUGGUUGAAUUUCAAUUUUUAGUACGAACCUGUUGAAAAAAAACCAAAUUUUGCUGCCGAGGAAGGAACAAUUUAA